AAAAUUUCCGCGUUUCGCUGCCAACCUAAACCCUAAUUGAGUUAAAAUCCCUAGUUUGUGUUUUCAACCGCAGUGGUUUCGCUGAUUAUUUGUCAAAAAAAUCCGUUCUCAUCCAACACCUGGCACAAGACAGUUCAAAAUGACUCAAAACAGAAAACGGGGUCGCAACCACCAUGAAGACGAAGUCGAAUUUAUGCCACUCUCGAAACGGAUCAACAAUCUCCAUAUAAACAACGGUCUCUUCUUGGACAACUCCAAUCCUCUGGGGGCGUCUGAAUGGGGCCCCGGGCCCCCAAACUUCGUUCAUCAGCUCCCCGAGUCGCCCCCAAGCUCGGUGCAAAGUCUCGAUUGGAACAGUUCGCCCCAGUAUUCCCCAGAUCUGAGCGAAAACCAAAAUCCACACUAUUUUAAUAUCAAUAAACUGUUGUUUGAAAUGUAUGUUGAGCGGCUGCAGCGUGGAUGUCAUCAAGUGUGAUUAGGGCCAUUACAAGACUGUAUUUUUUAUACUUUUGUUUUUUAUGUAUUAAGAAACUGCUUUUUAUGGACCAAUUUAUUUUUGAAAAUAAGGCUUGAUUUUUUGAGCUGUUAUUUGUGUGUGCCACAGAGCCGUUACAAUAUGUAAUUUUAGAUGCCAUUAAGUCCGAUGUUCACUUCAUUGAUUUGUUUGAAAUAAAAGUGAACAAAGGCUUGCAUUACUUGUUAAUUUAUUUUAUAGGAUAGUUAGAUAAUAUAAAUAUCCACGUGGUUAUUCACUAGUUAUGCACAUGUAAGAGUAUUAUUUUUAUUAUGUCUUGCAUUUAGCCAUUGUACAUUGUGUUUGAAAUAAGAUUUUUUCUAGUUUUUGUUUUUUAGACCAUUACUACACUGAUAUUAAGGCAUAUAAACAGUAUAAAAAAUUCAAUCAUUGGUGGACGUAGCUGAAGAUAAGCUAAAUUUAGUGUCAGCUUUUAUUUUCAAGUAGUUGAGAAUGAUAACGCAUCAAGAUUGUUCGAUUUUUUUUAAUUUACUUAUUGUACAAGAAAUACUGCAUUUUUUUUAUAAUUUUUAAUUUGUGUGAUUAAAUAUUUAUCCCAUGUUUCACAGUAGCUUAAUUAAUUAAAUUCGGUAUUUAUUGAUUGCUCUAUUAGUAAUUUACAUGCUGAAUUGCUUAGACUUUCUUUGAAUUGUAAAAAAUUAUAAAGGAUCAAUAAAUGUUUAAUUAUUU
Tribolium madens (black flour beetle) is the source of this 1204-nucleotide messenger RNA. RefSeq lists its product as uncharacterized. Bases 140 to 475 code for a protein of 111 amino acids. The record is from RefSeq and is a predicted model, not a curated record. Lineage: Eukaryota; Metazoa; Arthropoda; Insecta; Coleoptera; Tenebrionidae. The transcript has 2 exons.